Oncorhynchus keta (chum salmon) is the source of this 3843-nucleotide messenger RNA. RefSeq names its product yippee-like 2a (gene ypel2a). The coding region runs from base 339 to 689 and encodes 116 amino acids. The record is from RefSeq and is a predicted model, not a curated record. The transcript has 5 exons. NCBI's taxonomy places the organism in Eukaryota, Metazoa, Chordata, Actinopteri, Salmoniformes, Salmonidae.
ACCGUGCGCUCUACAUACAGUCAGUAUCCGAUUAACAUCCUCUGUUUAUCGAGGCUUGAAGUCAACGCGUAGAAGAAAACCCUUUAACAGAAUGAGCAGGAUUUGCAACACAAAGUUGUGAUCUGCAAAGGACAAGAGGCGACGAUUGAAUUUUCUCUAUCCAAAGGUGUGUGCCUCCCACCCCGCGCCCCACCACGGCCCUCACCUGUGUGUUGCGGUGCUUCCCCUGCGAGCCGUCCUGGGCCGGCAGCCCCUUCCUGCACCGCCCCCAUACUUCGCCCAGCAACAGCAACGCCGUCGCCCCUGAAACCGCUGCUGUCUCCCAGGCAACUGUCAUCAUGACGCGCUCCAAGACCUUCCAGGCCUACCUGCCCAACUGCCACCGUACCUACAGCUGCAUCCACUGUCGAGCUCACCUGGCCAACCAUGACGAGCUCAUCUCCAAGUCCUUCCAAGGAAGUCAAGGUCGAGCUUACCUCUUCAACUCAGUGGUGAACGUGGGGUGUGGACCAGCAGAAGAGAGGGUUCUGUUGACAGGGCUUCACGCGGUGGCUGAUAUCUACUGUGAAAACUGUAAAACUACGCUGGGCUGGAAAUACGAGCAUGCCUUUGAGAGCAGUCAGAAGUACAAGGAGGGGAAGUUCAUUAUCGAGCUGGCCCACAUGAUCAAGGACAAUGGCUGGGACUGAGGGGGCUUACCUAACCCCUAAGGUUUACUGCUAGCUCAUCCACAUGGCCCUAUUCACCUGAGACACAGCUCAUGUACUCCCACAAUACACAGGUGUAAUGGUGUGUGUGCGCGAGUGUGCGUGCAUGUGUGUUUACCAGAAUGAUAAUCUCCAGUCUAAAGCAUAUACAGAUAUGCACAAACACACACACACACACAGUUGCACAGAGACGCGUGUUUGUAUUCACUCUGCAUGCUGAAGCUUUUCCAGGCCUCAGGGUGGACAGGAGCCCACAGGUUAAGGGUUAUAGGUCAUAGGUUAUGGUCUCUCUGGGGGAUGAAUGAGAUGAACAAUGACCAUGGUAAUGGACAAACAAGAAUGGACCCCUCCAACCCCCCAAGACCCACUAACCCUACAAUGAGGUGAAAUUCUGUUAAACAUUCCGUUUUUUACCUGCAAUCACCCUCACUACCCUACAUGGAUCCUUCCACAUGAAUGCAUUUUUUGGUUACUAUGUUUCAAUGGACUCCAUUGAAUUAGGAAUUAGAAUCAUUGUAUAGGAUCUCAAUGAUGGGCAGACUCAUUGAAGACACCAACCAACCAGAAUCACCAGACUUCUUGAAGCCUGAAAUCGUCCAAAACUCCUUUCAACCAAAUCAGCACCUUAUCGUUCGGGAUUGAGUUUGAAACAGAUUGUCAUAAAUCUAAUACUGCUUGAUUGUUCAUCUGAAAAACAAAUCUUUGCUGUUCUUAGUUUUUUUAUUUGAGCAUGUGGUUAAGCUAUGGAUAUAUUUGUUAAUUUAUUUGGUAUUGUUUGGGGACAAUCCCCUUUUCCCCCUUUGUUAAAAGGUAGUAGCUUUGUUGGUUCCCCCCUCACUUCCAAUGGUAGCAAUCUUAAAAAAGGAGGUGUCAUUCAAGUUGUCAUCCCUUUGCCGAUCUGAGUGUGCUAUUUACCACCCUCUGUGAAUGUUUUAGUAAUGGCAGUGUGUGAGAGGAACCCAGAUUGCACAAGGUUUACAUGUCAACUGGGUAAAGAGACCGGGGGGGGGGGUUUAGCACCCGUAGCUCUUUUCAGUCUCAAAGCAAUGCAGACAUGAAGGUGAUGCAAACUGAUGAGGAAAUUAGGCAUGUGAAGUGCCCCUUUCCUAGACGCUGAUCUGAAGUCAGUGUUGUGUCACCCCCCAUCCCCCCAGAGGUUAAGGUUAGGAUAUGGAGAGGGAAAGCUGAUCCUAGAGCUGCAACUUCUAACACGCACCUCACACAGACUGAUGGUUGUGAACUGGUGGUUCUCUGUUUACCUGGGUCUGCAUCCUCCACUGCCUCCUUGCUUUGUUUUGCUGUUGAUUUGAUAAGAUUUGAGAAUUACAACAUUUAAAAUGGACUUUCUACAGUCUGGAACAGGAGAACCAAUCAAAAGCCACAGAAUACCCAAUCAGAGGGUGUCACACAUCCCAGCACAACAACCAAAGACUCCCAUCAACAAUAAGUUGACCAAACAAUGGACCUUGCGAUUGAUUGCUAGUAUCAGGAAGUUGCCGAAUGAAAGAUUGUGAUUGGCCGAGAGCCACUGUUGAACCUUGGCCUUUCUCUGUGAGAUAAUGCAUUGUUUGGUUGCGACAAUUACAAUGUUAAUACCUGUAUAUUCACUAUGAACAUGUGCAUUAUUAUGUAAUGAUAAACAGUAUUACACCAUGUAAAUAGCCAUAUUCAAUGUUUUAUUUAUUCAAUUGAUGAUUAUUUUAGUCUAUGCUCUGCUGUCUGUCUUGGGGCCCCUUGGACAGUUAGAUUUCCUACUUUUUUACUAUUUGGAGAGAAAAAAUAAGAAAAAAAGUAUUUUGCAAAGGAAGGAAAAUUGAUGGAAAUAUACAGUAUGGAGACUCAAUAAAGAUUCUCAUUUGAUUGAUCUGAAACAGAGGCUAGAGUAUGUUUAAUACUCGCCUGGUUGCUAGUCUUGUACUUUAGCCAACCCCUUUGGCUUUUGAGAUGACAACAACCACAGGUAGCCUAGUGGUUAGAGCAUGGGGCCAGUAGCUGAAUGGUUGCUGGAUGAAAUCCCCCGAGCUGGCAAGGUAAAAAUCUGUCAUUCUGUCCCUGAACAAGGCAGUUAACCCACUGUUCGCCGGUAGGCUGUCAUUGUAAAUAAGAAUUAGUUCUUAACUGACUUGCCUAGUUAAAUAAAAUAAAUAAAAACCACAAAUGAGCUGGCUAAAACAGAAACAGAUCUGGCAACCAGGGUCAUUGUAUUGUACAUACAGUGCCUUCAGAAAGUAUUCAUACCCCUUGACUUAUUACACAUUUUGUUGAACCUGGAUUCAAAAUGGAUUCAAUAUUUCUUUCUUACCCAUAUUCACGCACACACGCACACACACUACCCCAUCAUGAUAAAUUGAAAACAUGUUUUUUUAAAUGUUUGCGCAUUUAUUGAAAAUGAAAUACAGAACCAUCUAAUUUACAUAAGUGAGUCAAUACAUGUUAGAAUCACCUUUGGCAGCGAUUACAGACGAGAGUUUUUUGGGGUCAGUCUCUAAGAGUCUCUAAGACACCUGGAUUGUACAAUAUUUGCACAUUAUUCUUUUUUAAAUUCUUGUCAAGUUGUUUGUUGAUAAUUGCUCAACAGCCAUUUUCAAGUUUUGCCAUAGAUUUCCAAGCUGAUUUAAGUCAAAACUGUAACUAGGCCACUCAGGAACAUUCAAUGUCGUCUUGGUAAGCAACUCCAGUAUAUACAGUACAUGUGUUUUAGGUUACUGUCCUGCUGAAAGGUGAAUCUGUCUUCCAGUGUCUGUUGGAAAGCAGACUGAAGAAGGUUUUCCUCUUCAGGAUUUUACCUGUGUUUAGCUCUUUUCUGUUUAUUUUUAAACAAAAAAAAAAACAUCUUAAUCCUUGCUGAUGACAGGCAUACCAAUAACAUGAUGCAGCCACCACCAUGCUUGAUGUGAUGUCUUGUUGGAUUUGCCACAAACAUAAGGCUUUGUAUUCAGAACAUAAAGUUCCUUUCUUUGCCACAUUUUUUGCAGUUUUACUUUAGUGCCUUAUUGCAAACAGUAUGCAUGUUUUGGAAUAUUUCUGUACACGCAAACUUCUUUUCACUCUGCCAUUUAGGUUAGUAUUGUGGAGUAAGUACAAUGUUGUUGAUGCAUCCUCACAGCCAUUAAACUCUGUAACUGUUUUAAAGUCA